This is a messenger RNA of Xiphophorus couchianus (Monterrey platyfish), 2595 nucleotides long. RefSeq names its product oocyte zinc finger protein XlCOF6.1-like. The coding region runs from base 30 to 1274 and encodes 414 amino acids. Gene Ontology annotation, cellular component: nucleus. Gene Ontology annotation, molecular function: DNA-binding transcription factor activity, RNA polymerase II-specific. The transcript has a single exon. NCBI's taxonomy places the organism in Eukaryota, Metazoa, Chordata, Actinopteri, Cyprinodontiformes, Poeciliidae. The record is from RefSeq and is a predicted model, not a curated record. Gene Ontology annotation, biological process: regulation of transcription by RNA polymerase II.
CCCAAAACAGACCAGGACUUCAGCAAAAUAUGGAGAACCACUGCAAAGCACAACCUGCAUGGGCAAAAGAAGAAAAGGAAAUAUUAGAAUCUCUGCAAGUGAAAGAAAAUUGUGGAGAACUGGUGCCUCUUUUCAUUAAAGAGGAGCUAAAAAAACUAGGAUCACAAAUAAAGAGUGAACAGGAAGAAAUAGAACUUCAGCAGGUAAAAGAGGAACCAGACCCUUUGCAGAUAAAGGCCAAACAAGAAGAAAUAAAACUUCAGCCAAUGAAGGAGGAGAGAGCAGAGCCCGAACCUCCACAGAUAAAAGAUGAACAGGAGGAACUCAGUAUAGCUUUAAAGAAAGAGCGGCUAGAACUAGAACAGCUGACUGAUACCUGUACAGUGAAUACCACUUAUGAGGAAAGGGACCUCUGGGAACCAGAUUCAAACAGGGAGCUUCUUCUCGAGAUAUCUUUAGAACCUGAGGACAAAAAUCAUGAAAUGGGCAAUGAUGAAGAACUGAAUCAAAGUGAGAGGUGUCAGAAAACCAUACAUCAAGAUGACAAUGUAAACAAUCCAAACACAAAACGAUUGACGAAAACACACAUGAAUGAUAAUUUGUCUUCUUGUAAAGUAUGUGGUAAGUUAUUUGCACGGUCUUAUUUGACAGAACACAUGAGAAUUCACACAGGUGAGAGACUUUUCUCAUGUGCUACCUGUGGAAAAAUUUUUAUUACUGGAAGUAAGUUAAAAAUUCACAUUAGAACUCACACAGGUGAGAGGCCUUUCUCAUGUUUGACUUGUGGAAAAAGUUUUAGUGAUAGAGGAAAUUUGUCAAAGCACAUGAAAACUCAUUCAGGUGAGAGGCCAUUCUCAUGUUUGACUUGUGGAAAAAGCUUCACUAAUAAGGGAAAUUUAUUUCAGCAUGCAAGAACUCAUACAGGCGAGAAGCCUUUCUCAUGUUUGACCUGUGGAAAAGGUUUUGCCCAGCAAAUUCAUCUGAAUGACCACAUGAGAGUUCAUACAGGUGAGAAGCCUUUCUCAUGUACAAAAUGUGGAAAAAGUUUCAGUGAAAGAGGAAAUUUAUUUCAGCACAUGAGAACACAUUCAAGUGAGAAGCCUUUCGUGUGUUUGACUUGUGGAAAAAGUUUUACCCAGCAAAUUCACUUAAGUGAUCACAUAAAGAUUCACACUGGAGAGAAGCCUUUCUCAUGUUUGAGCUGUGGAAAAAGUUUUCGUCGUAGUAGUCAUUUGACUGUUCAUAUGAAAACUCAUCCAGGUGAGAAUUUAUAAGUCAUAAGAUUUAUUUUUAACAAUGGAAGUACCAGAUGUGAAGUACUUCAUAUGAAACCUGCCUUCUUUGGAUUUAGGCUUUAGCCAAUAGUUGCUGGUUUUCUCUAACAUAUCAAAAUGUUAGACUUUUGAUCUGGUCCACUCAAACAAACAUGACCUCUAGGGUUUGUGUUUAAAACUAAAAUUGAAUAAAAAUUUAGGAAAUGGUUAUUUUGGCUAUACAACUUGAUGUUAUCUUUUUUUACAUUUAGAAUGUAGUUAAAGUAUUUUUGAUAAAACUAGUUUUAUUGAAAAUACAGCAUCUUAGUAGAUGCUCGGAAUAGUUGUUAUGGUUCACACUUCAACUUCUGAUUGGUUGAGCAGUAUCUCUUGAUAACUUAGUACUGUAUAGUGCAUUAUCUGAGUGAUCUAAGUCCAUAAUCCCAGUUGCGCUUUAGAAACCAUCAAGAGCAUUUUGCCUCAAAAGGUCAGAGAAGACUUACCAGAUUUCAAAGACUUAAUUGAAUUAGUUGAUUUGUCUGACCUGUCCUUCCAGCCAAGUGAGACAUACAUGGGAGAACAGAACGUGAACAGAUAAGUAAACAGCUAUAUUUGUAUCUGGUGGUUCUGAUUGUGUCUGUAUUUUUUUUUUGUUUUGUUGUUUUGGUUUUUUGCUGUUUGUAAUUUUUUUUAAAUCAAAACAGGUCUCUCAUGAACAUUGGAUCUCAACUGGACAACCUGUAUAAAUAAAUGCCAAAUUAAUAAAAAUAAUAAAGCAGGUAAUGGAGCACAGAGCUAUGUCUAGACUUUGAUCUUCUCUUUCUCAUUGGUUUGUAGAUUAGUUUUUCUACAUUUGUUAGCAAUUUUUGUUUCUUUUAUUAAAUUAUUAGGGAAUAGGUAUUAGUUUAGAAAUGUAUUUAUUUUUAAAUUCUAACAGGAAGUAACUCUUGUUGAAUUUUCUCCAAAAAUAAACGGUCAGUGUUAGUGUUGAUUAAAAAAAAUGUAAAGGUGAUAAAUCUCCUGAUUCUUCUUUAAUAUGAUUAGGAUCACCUACAAGAAACUUAAGCACAUCAUCUAAGAAAAUUAUUUUUUGUAUGGUAUUACUACUAUUGUUAUUUUAAAUCUUUUUUUAUAUAUAUAUAUUUUGUCAUCACUUGAACCUUUGUUUAAACCUAUAUAUUUAUUGCUGCUGUUACACUUGAUUUUCUCCUUUCUGGGCAAUAAUGACUGUCUUUUAAAAGGACCAAGUUUAUAGAAGUUAUUAUGUAUGAAAAAUUAAUAUUUGGUUUUCAGAAAUUUAUCUUGGUGGCAGCUAUCUGCAAAUAAAUGGCAGCAAAAUAAA